Molecule: messenger RNA, 2055 nt
Organism: Fukomys damarensis (Damara mole-rat)
Lineage: Eukaryota; Metazoa; Chordata; Mammalia; Rodentia; Bathyergidae
Gene: Zbtb32
Product: zinc finger and BTB domain containing 32
Exons: 5
Coding region: 307-1770 (487 amino acids)
Biological process (GO): regulation of transcription by RNA polymerase II
Cellular component (GO): nucleus
Molecular function (GO): DNA-binding transcription factor activity, RNA polymerase II-specific; RNA polymerase II cis-regulatory region sequence-specific DNA binding; protein binding
Source: RefSeq, a predicted model, not a curated record
GACAGGUGGUAGCACCACUGAGCUAAAUCCCUGGCCCUCUGGUUUUUAUCUAAUUUCCAUUUUCUAACACUACAUCCCUACUGCUAGCUUCUGUUACGCCUCUGGAUAAAGUCUAGAUCCUCUCUUGGGUUACUUAAUUUGCUCCAUUUGUGACAGACAGCUCUGAUCUUGACCUGUAACUCAACUCUUUCUCUCCUCACCUCCACAGGCUUGAGAACAUGCUGUUCCUCCCUCCUCUUUCUGCCAUGGACCCCACACUGUAGUCUUUCUCUCAGUCUCUGAAAUUGGUAAUUUAGGCAAGGCAUAAUGCCUUUGUCCCCCACAAGACUGCUUAGCCCUUAUGGCUCUGAUCGGUUGGUACGGCUUGCAGCCAGUCUCCGGCCAGCACUGUGUGAUACCCUGAUCACUGUAGAGGGCCAGGAGUUCCCAGCUCACAGCCUGGUGCUAGCAGGUGUAAGCCAGCAGCUGGGCUGCAGGGGCCAGUGGGUUCUGGUAGAAGGCAUCAGCCAUUCCACCUUUGCCCAGCUUCUGAGUUUUGUUUAUGGGGAGAGUGUAGACCUGCAACCUGGAGACCUGGGGCCCCUCGAGGAGGCAGCCAGGGCCUUGGGUGUGCAAGCCCUGGAAGAAGCCUGCAGAAAGGCUCGAAGGGACAAGACUGAAGAAAAGCUGGAUCCAGGGCUGAAGAAACAUCAGGAGGAGCCAGAGGAACCCACAAGAGAUUCUGAGAGAGGACUGGGGAGCCUUGGAAAGAAGCAAAACCCAGCUAAGUUUUUUAGACUUGGUGGGAGAGAACAGAAGUUGCACAAGCACAAGGCACCAAGAGAGAGCCCUGAGAUGACAGGGGCAACACAGGAGUUUCAAAGGGAGAUGAGAUCAAAGAAGGAGAAACUCAGCCAAAUUCCUGUUAGCCACAGGGAAGCAGAUGGGAAACAAGGAGUAGUCCUCAGGGUGAUAGAGAGCCCAGGGAGCUCUGAGGAAAGUCUGAGGGCAUUCCCUGGUCCCCUUCCCCUACCAGGUUCCCUCCAAACCAGAAUCAUCCCCAGCCCCUGGUGGGCUGAGGCCCCCUGGCUGGGGGAAGGCCAGCCUUCCCUAUGGAGCAUCCUGCUGUGGCCACCCAGAUAUGGCGCUCCCUUCCCCCACAGUACCCCCAACACUGGAGCCUGGCAGGAAGUCUGGCCUCAGGACCAGAGGAUCUCACUGACCCUGAACCACCCGAAAGGGCUCUGGAGUCAGAAUCAGUUGGUCUCCUCCAGCCCCUCCUUAGGUUCCCACCCCCAGGUCCCUUUGCAGCUCAGCCCCGGGGAGAUAGAAGAGUCUGGGCAGGCCCACCCGGGCACACGGGCAACCUGUGUAGGUCAGGACAGCACAGCAGGCGGCCCAUCUCACCAACACCCUCCUCUGCCCCCUCCUGCUCGGCCUCGGCCCUAUUCUUGCUCUGUCUGUGGAAAGAGGUUUUCACUCAAGCAUCAGAUGGAGACGCACUACCGAGUCCACACAGGAGAGAAACCCUUCUCCUGUACCCUGUGUCCUCAGCGCUCCCGGGACUUCUCCGCCAUGACCAAGCACCUGAGGACGCACGGGGCCGCUCCAUACCGCUGCCCUCUGUGCAGGGCCGGGUGCCCCAGUCUGUCCUCUAUGCAGGCACACAUGCGUGGCCACUCGCCCAGCCAGCUCCCGCCGGGAUGGACCAUAAGCUCCACUUUUCUCUACUCCUCCUCGAAAAAGUCCCGGGCCGUGAGCUCUCUUGCUCCCUCCUCUUCUACCACCUGAGCUUCUCAGGCCUCAGCCAAAAGUCCAGUGAGUGAAAGGCCAGCCAUCUCGGCACUGCUGCUCCAGCGGCCUGGCAAAAUUCCGUCGCAGAAGCACCACAGCACUGGCGCGGAGAGUCCUCUCCCGAAUAGCUGAGAGUAGCAGAAGCUUGGGCCAGCCUUCCCGGGUAAGGCCAGGACACUGACGUUUGCCGAAGAGACGAUCAAUUGUACGGGUUCUGUCGGUUGCAUCAUCAUAAUAAAGAGUUUCCGGUGCUGUCUGGUAAGCACUGGAAAGAAAGACGAA